Molecule: messenger RNA, 723 nt
Organism: Gossypium raimondii (Peruvian cotton)
Lineage: Eukaryota; Viridiplantae; Streptophyta; Magnoliopsida; Malvales; Malvaceae
Exons: 3
Coding region: 1-723 (240 amino acids)
Molecular function (GO): nucleic acid binding; RNA-DNA hybrid ribonuclease activity
Source: RefSeq, a predicted model, not a curated record
AUGCCUUUUGGGUUUAAGAAUGCAUGUGCAACUUAUCAGAGGUUAAUUAAAAAGAUGUUCAACGAGCAUAUUGGUCGCAGUGUUGAAGCCUAUGUAGAUGACAUGUUAGUGAAGAGUUCUACUCUAAAGGUGCAUAUCAAGGAUUUGUCUGAAGCUUUUGUUGUUCUGCAAACUUAUAAUAUGAAGUUAAAUCCAGGGAAGUGUUCUUUUGGUGUGAGAGCUAGGAAAUUCUUAGGCUCCAUUGUUUCAAAUAAAGGUACAAAGGCGAACCCUGAGAAAAUUUGGGACUUUCUAGAUAUGCCUCCCCCGAAAACCAUCAAAGACAUUCAGCGCCUCACAUGGAGGGUGGUUGCACUCAACAGCAAGGUGUUGCAGAACGGCGAAAAAAGGUACUCAAAGAUAGAAAAGCUCAUUUUUGCUUUAAUAGUGGCAGUUCGCAAGUUGCAACCCUACUUUCAAGCUCAUCUCAUGACUGUUAUAACAAAGCAACCAAUCAAAGACAUAUUCUCUAGAGUAGAUACUUCAGCGAAGACAGAACUAGGGGCAGGCAUUUUCCUUAUAGACCCUGAUGAGAAUGAGUGGCAGUAUAAACUAUUCUUCAACUUCCAAGCAUCUAAUAGCACUGCAGAGUAUAAGGCAUUAGUUUCAGGACUACAAUUGGCUCUACAGUUAGGGGUAAAGGAAUUGGUAAUACAAACUGAUUCUCAAUUGGUAGAGAAGUAA